UUUUUUUUUUUCCUUUUUGAGACGAAGUCUCGCUCUUGUCCCCCAGGCUGCAGUGCAGUGGCGCAAUCUCGGCUCACUGCAACCUCUGCCUUCUGAGUUCAAGCGAUUCUUCUCCCUCAGCCUCCCAAGUAGCUGGGAUGACAGGCACCCGCCACCAUGCCCAGCUAAUUUUGUAUUUUUAGUAGAGACAGGGUUUCACCAUGUUGGCCUGGCUGGUCUCGAACUCCUGACCUCAUGAUCUGCCUGCCUUGACCUCCCAAAGUGCUGGGAUUACAGGCAUGAGCCACUGUGCCUGGCUGUGUUCCAAAAGUCUUGUACGGAAAGAGGAAACCUGGCAGUAAAGUCCACAGGGGUGUGUGUCACCCGCCGUGGCAGGACAGGGCGUGUGUCACCUGGCGUGGCAGGACAGGGCAUGUUGCCUGAGUGUGAGGAUCGCGCCCGUUGGCUCGCUUCCCCCGCAUUUUGGGUUUGAUCUUUGACUUUCGGAGGGAGAUCACAGGAGGUUGGCUCCCAAUCUGGUUCCCCUAGCUGCGUUUGGGAGGCCGUCCGUGUGUAGUGCUGAUAUGAACUGAAGGGGCGGCACCUCUGCCCUGUGAGUUUGCGCCCCACAUCGUGGGUGACUGGGCGGCACCUCUGUCCUGUGAGUUUGCGCCCCGCAUCGUGGGUGACGGGACGGCACCUCUGCCCUGUGAGUUUGUGCCCCACAUCAUGGGUUACUGGGCCGCACCUCUGCCCUGUGAGUUUGCAUCCUGCAUCGUGGGUGACUGGGCGGCACCUCUGCCCUGUGAGUUUGCAUCCUGCAUCGUGGGUGACUGGGCAGCACCUCUGCCCUGUGAGUUUGCGCCCCGCAUCGUGGGUGACUGGGCGGCACCUCUGCCCUGUGAGUUUGCGCCCCGCAUCGUGGGUUACUGGGUGCACUUGUUUAAAUCGUCUCCUGGUGGUUUGAGCACAUUCCCUCUGGUGCUGUCUUAAAGCUUCCCUUUGGAGACUUACCGGGGGUCAGAGGCCGACUUCUGAAUCCUCAAGGACAGUAAGGAAGUGAGAAGGAUGGAGGGAUCCGAGGAUGGCUGGAGAAGGGAAGGAGGUGGAAGAGAAGGAAGUGGAGAGGGGCGUACCCCUAAGAAGAGUUGGAAGGGGCCUUGCGGGUGGGGGGCUGUGGUGGGCGUCAGAGGUGGUGUGGAAGGUUGCAGGAGAAGAAAAGGCCAGUCUGAGAUGGCUGCAGACUUCUGGUUCCAAGUCUAGGACACUCGGAAAAAGGAAAACGAUGGAGACAGGAAACAGAUCGGGGCUUGCGGGGGUUGGGUGCGUCAGUGCCACACAGACGUUUUUCAGGGCAGGGAAACUCCUCUGCGUGACCCCACAGUGGUAGAUCCGUGUCAUCCUGCGUUUUUCCAGACUCAACAGAGCGUGCGGCAGCGGGAGAGCCCAGUGCACGCUGUUGACUCGGGGUGAUAGUGACCCGUCCAAGGAGGUUUAUUGACUGUAACAGAUGCAGGCGGUCACGCAGGACCUUCCUGAUCGGGGACCCGGGAGGCUUUCUGCUGACAGCGUUCAGCCUGGCAGGGAUGUGGCCAGUUUCUGACCCUCAGCCCGAAGGUAUCCUGUCUCCUUCCCGGUGGGAUCGAGGUGCAGGCCCCCGGAAUGUCAGCUCACCCUCAUUUAAAGUUGCCCGUCCCCCUUUUCCACCGCCCCUCUUUUCUUGUUCUAAAUACGAUUGCAAACAAGCGCAGUUAUCACAGUGAGCAGUGGCAGAGAAGACGAGAUCCUGGAUGCCCACUGCAGCUUAGCUGUAUUCUAGAAACUCCUGAAGUUUGGGGAGGGGCGGAGAUGCCGGCGCGCUUUGAUGCCGGGCUGCCGGGAUGUCUGGGCUGCCGUGCGUGUUUGUGGAGGCGCAGCUGCACCUGGCGUGCCCUGUGCUCUGGAGGGGCAAGCCGGAGUCGGCACCGAGCCUGCAGCCAGCUCUGGUGUUGUCGUGGAGGGGGGGGACCUCACUUCUCGCGGGGAGCGCCUUCGCCUGGGUCCCCGAGGCCGUCCCCAGGCUCUCUUCUCGGGGACCUGUUGAUGCGCGUUCCGCCCAGGCUCUCCUCUCGGGGACCUGUUGAUGCGCGUUCCGCCCAGGCUCUCCUCUCGGGGACCUGUUGAUGCGCGCUCCAGGGCGAGCCACGUGACGGCUGCCGCGGUGCAGAAAGCGCCCCCUUGCCCGGCCGGACGGCCCAGCCCGGAGCGAACGGGGAGAGGAGAGAAGAGGACCGGAGGGAGCGGAGGGCAGUGCAGGGAGCGGAGAAGGAGGAGAGGAGAGCAGCGCCGGGAGCAGCCGGGUCUGCACAGUCGCGGGUCGGGAGAGGCGGCCGCCCCCACCCCCGGCGCCAUGCGCCCUCCUCAGCCUGAGGAAUGCGCGCGGCGCGGGCCCCGGCCCCAGAGCGCCUGGCGGGCGACGCAUGGAGCGCGCUGAGCCCGGGCCACGCCUGCAGCGCCCCGCCGGCCCCGGCCCGGCCCUGCCCCGAGAGCGCGGCGCCCGGCCCGGCCCGCGGAGAGCCCUGCGCGCCGGCGGCAUGCGACUCCGCGAGCGCUCGCUGCGCCAGGACCCCGACCUGCGCCAGGAGCUGGCCUCACUGGCCCGCGGCUGCGACUUCGUGCUGCCCUCUCGGUUCAAGAAGCGGCUGAAGGCCUUCCAGCAGGUUCAGACACGGAAAGAAGAGCCUCUGCCCCCGGCCACGAGCCAAAGCAUUCCGACCUUCUACUUCCCCAGAGGACGCCCGCAGGACUCCGUCAACGUGGAUGCCGUCAUCAGCAAGAUCGAGAGCACCUUCGCCCGGUUCCCCCACGAGAGGGCCACCAUGGAUGACAUGGGCCUGGUGGCCAAGGCCUGCGGCUGCCCCCUCUACUGGAAGGGGCCGCUCUUCUAUGGCGCCGGCGGGGAGCGCACGGGCUCCGUGUCCGUCCACAAGUUCGUCGCCAUGUGGAGAAAAAUCCUCCAGAACUGCCACGACGACGCGGCCAAGUUCGUCCAUCUGCUCAUGAGCCCCGGCUGCAACUACCUGGUGCAGGAGGACUUUGUCCCCUUCUUGCAGGACGUGGUGAACACGCACCCGGGGCUGUCGUUCCUGAAGGAGGCGUCCGAGUUCCACUCGCGCUACAUCACCACGGUCAUCCAGCGGAUCUUCUACGCCGUGAACCGGUCCUGGUCCGGCAGGAUCACCUGCGCCGAGCUGCGGAGGAGCUCCUUCCUGCAGAAUGUGGCGCUGCUGGAGGAGGAGGCGGACAUCAACCAGCUGACCGAAUUCUUCUCGUACGAGCAUUUCUACGUCAUCUACUGCAAGUUCUGGGAGCUGGACACGGACCACGACCUGCUCAUCGACGCGGACGACCUGGCGCGGCACAAUGACCACGCCCUUUCUACCAAGAUGAUAGACAGGAUCUUCUCAGGAGCAGUCACACGAGGCAGAAAAGUGCAGAAGGAAGGGAAGAUCAGCUAUGCCGACUUUGUCUGGUUUUUGAUCUCUGAGGAAGACAAAAAAACACCGACCAGCAUCGAGUACUGGUUCCGCUGCAUGGACCUGGACGGGGACGGCGCCCUGUCCAUGUUCGAGCUCGAGUACUUCUACGAGGAGCAGUGCCGAAGGCUGGACAGCAUGGCCAUCGAGGCCCUGCCCUUCCAGGACUGCCUCUGCCAGAUGCUGGACCUGGUCAAGCCGAGGACUGAAGGGAAGAUCACGCUGCAGGACCUGAAGCGCUGCAAGCUGGCUAACGUCUUCUUCGACACCUUCUUCAACAUCGAGAAGUACCUCGACCACGAGCAGAAAGAGCAGAUCUCCCUGCUCAGGGACGGUGACAGCGGCGGCCCCGAGCUCUCGGACUGGGAGAAGUACGCGGCCGAGGAGUACGACAUCCUGGUGGCCGAGGAGACUGCGGGAGAGCCCUGGGAGGACGGGAUCUCUGAGAGUCUGUGUGGUCCGUGGCCGCGCUGGGUUCCCCGGAGCAGCGCCCGACGUCACUGCCGAGACCUUAAGGGAAGGCGCGCGUCCAGUCCUCGCACUGCUGCGUGUUCUGGUCAGAACGGAAGUGGUAGCCUCCACUGGGAGCUUCUGUGCUUUGGGAGAAUGUGUCUAAACUGUGGUCCUGUUUGUUCUCCAGUCCUGUGUGGACACCACGACCCAGUUGUAAACACAGGUCCCGUGCAGCUCGCUUUGGGGAAGAGGCGCGCCCGCCCAGGUCCUCUGUGUGUAGCUCACGCCCGGGGCUCCGUCCCGUCCUGGGUGGGUUUUCACCUGCACCGCAGGCCCCUCCCCCGGGAGCAUUCGUGGAGCCGGCGUCCUCAGCCAGGAGCGCGUUGCUGGCUCAGCGGCUGGAGCUCAAGGUCGGCUCAGGGGACUGUCUCGUGCUGGAGGUUGGCGGCCGAGCAGCCUGUGUUUCCCGGAAAACGGCCCAGGGCCUGCUCCGCGCUGCUGGCCACGUCUUCGCCAUCCCCUCGUUGCAGGUUCGAGGCCGAGCUCAGCCCUGUGGAGCAGAAGCUGAGUGCGCUGCGCUCCCCGCUGGCCCAGAGGCCCUUCUUCGAGGCGCCCUCACCGCUGGGCGCCGUGGACCUGUACGAGUACGCAUGCGGGGACGAGGACCUGGAGCCGCUGUGACGCCGCCCGCGAGAACGCCGCCGCGGGGCCGCUCCCCACGUGCCACCACCGGGCCACCGCGGCUCGUGUAAAAACUGUUGUGGAAAAUGAGUGCGUUUGUACGGAAUGAUAAACUUUUAUUUAUUCACA
Messenger RNA from Homo sapiens (human), 4757 nucleotides. It is a transcript of the gene PPP2R3B, whose product is annotated as protein phosphatase 2 regulatory subunit B''beta. The record is from RefSeq and is a predicted model, not a curated record. The transcript is spliced from 13 exons. The coding region runs from base 2439 to 4628 and encodes 729 amino acids. Gene Ontology annotation, molecular function: calcium ion binding. NCBI's taxonomy places the organism in Eukaryota, Metazoa, Chordata, Mammalia, Primates, Hominidae. Gene Ontology annotation, cellular component: nucleus.